GUGGUAAGCACCAUUUCUGCUUCGACCGGCAUUCUUCUCAGUACACGAGAUACCGGUACCAAGAAAGAACGAUGCUUCGUUUCGGUGUACGCGGCCAGCCAAUUUGCUUGGACAAUAUCGAGAAAUGUUUCGAGACGAUAGGAGGCAUACGGGAAUCGUCUAAUUUCGCUGCGAUCUCGAGGACCAGCGCGAAACACGCCGUCCCAAAGUGCCGUUCGAGAUGUUUGAUCGAUUUGAAAGCAAACGGAACCGAAUGCCGUCGUUUGUCGACGACCACGCAGGCGCCUGAGCCAAGGAAAACUAGUCUGUACGAUUUUCACGUGAAAAAUCGAGGUAAAAUGGUCGAUUUCUCGGGUUGGUUGUUACCAGUCCAGUAUCAAGAAGCGAUAGCUGCAUCGCAUCAACACACGAGAACGUUCGCGUCGCUUUUCGACGUCAGUCACAUGAUGCAGACACGAGUUUCCGGUCGCGACGCCACCGAUUUCUUAGAAUCCCUAACUACCAGCGAUCUGAAGAACCUGAAGAACGGUUGCGCGGUUCUUACGGUGUUCACAAACGAAAACGGGGGCAUCCUCGACGAUCUGAUCAUCACGAAAGACGACGAGAGCACGUACUUCGUGGUAUCAAAUGCCGGAAGACGGGCAGAAGAUUCUAAUUUACUGUUUCAACGACAGAAAGAAUUCAGAGCCCAAAAGAAAUCAGUGCACCUAGAGUUCUUAGAUCCCGAGGAACAGAGUUUAGUUGCAUUGCAAGGACCUACCGCAGCAUCGGUUCUACAGUCUAUAUUAAAAAUCAAUUUGAGUUACUUGAAAUUCAUGAACAGCGUAGAGACCGAACUGUUAGGGAAUGAAAUCAGAAUAACUCGAUGUGGAUACACUGGUGAAGAUGGUUUUGAGAUCUCUAUGCCGUCUGAAAUUGCACCUCAACUGGUGGAAACGAUCUUAGCAACGUCUGACACGAAACUGGCCGGUCUAGGGGCCAGAGAUAGUUUAAGACUAGAAGCAGGCCUUUGCCUCUAUGGACACGAUAUCGAUGAAAAUACAACUCCAGUCGAGGCUAGUCUUACUUGGCUAGUAGCCAAGAGAAGAAGAGCAGAGGCAAACUUUCCAGGUGCUCAGAGAAUACUGUCGCAGAUCAAAUCGAGCCCUAGUAAAAAACGAGUAGGAUUGACGAUAGUACACGGACCGCCAGCUAGAGAGGGUGCGUGUAUAUUAACACCGGAAGGUGAACGGGUAGGUAAGAUCACAUCCGGUGGCCCUAGUCCAACCCUUGGACGCUCUAUCGCUAUGGGGUACGUUCCUACGGAACUAUCUCAAUGCGGUCAUGGAGUAUUGGUCGAAGUUCGUGGGAAAACUUACAAAGCUACCGUCACAAAAAUGCCUUUCGUCAAGACGAACUAUUACACUGCAAAGUGAUCGAUAACGCUUCUUUGAUUCACCUGUGCUAUUUGAAAAGAACAUUAAACAUUCGUUUUUACUCUCGAUGAUAAUCAGUCAGUGUUUCUGUACAAGUUUGUAGUUGACUUCAAGGUAGAAGGAUAAGCAACGAACCUCAGAAGUAUUCUCUUUCAGAAACCAAUAUUAAAAGUUUUGUUACAAAGUAACAAUCGUUGAACAUUGUUUUUUAUUAAUCAAACGUCGUAAACAAGAAAACAUUGUACAAUACUCUAACGUAUAAAAGUAUUUUUAUAAAUGAAAACUAAUUAUUAUUUUCCUAUAAAAAUAAACUAUAUGAGAAGAUGGCAUCAUUACUUGUUGGUGUUAAGGCAAACCUUUUUACCAACUGCAGAAGGGAACAAGACUACGCGUCGGUAUGAAAUUAAUGCAUCAUAAGUAUCUGCAGAAAAGGUCUGACCAGAUAUCGGUAUUAAAGUGAACUAUUUUAUAAA
This is a messenger RNA of Osmia lignaria (orchard mason bee), 1888 nucleotides long. Its product is annotated as aminomethyltransferase, mitochondrial. Gene Ontology annotation, biological process: glycine catabolic process. Gene Ontology annotation, cellular component: glycine cleavage complex; mitochondrion. Gene Ontology annotation, molecular function: protein binding; aminomethyltransferase activity. The record is from RefSeq and is a predicted model, not a curated record. NCBI's taxonomy places the organism in Eukaryota, Metazoa, Arthropoda, Insecta, Hymenoptera, Megachilidae.